This is a messenger RNA of Solanum dulcamara, 3859 nucleotides long. RefSeq names its product TMV resistance protein N-like. Gene Ontology annotation, molecular function: protein binding. Lineage: Eukaryota; Viridiplantae; Streptophyta; Magnoliopsida; Solanales; Solanaceae. The record is from RefSeq and is a predicted model, not a curated record. The transcript is spliced from 3 exons. Bases 1810 to 3558 code for a protein of 582 amino acids.
GCUGAAUUCCUGUCUAUGAUUGGACAAGGGUUGGAGUUUGAUGAUAAAGGUGCUAUUCUCCCACUUGUAUCAGUUCAUGUCAUGAGUGGCUUACAUGACUUCAGAAGGGUCACAGUGUCUGUCAAAGGCAAAGCUGUACAUGUACUCAUUGAUACAGGGAGCACUCACAACUUCCUUGAUCUAAACAUUGCUAAAAGAUUAGGUUGUGCUCUGACUGCUAUUUCUCCUUUUGCUGUGUCUGUGGCUGAUGGUAAGAAAAUGUAUUGUAAUUUCUUGUGUUCGAAGUUUAUAUGGAAGAUGCAUGGGGUAUCAUUUGAUUCUGAUAUGUUAGUUCCACUUAUUGGGGGUUGUAAUAUGGUUCUUGGGGUCCAAUGGUUGAUUACACUGGGUGAUAUUAUGUGGAAUCUUAGACAGUUGAAGAUGGAGUUCAGUAUUAUGGGACACAAGGUGUCCUUGAGGGGGAUCAAGCCUCCUGCAGCUAAGAUGAUUCAGCAGAGUGGUUGGCUAAGCCAGCUGAAUUAUGCAUGAUCUCUGUAGGUAUGUAUUUGGAGGAGGGGUACAUCAUUGAUGGUGCUAGUCUUUUCACUAUGAGCAGUUGUGGUACACCUGAUGAAGACAAUAAAGAGGUAAAGGAGGUGCUGCAAGAAUUCCUUGACCUGUUUGAAGUACCAAAAGAUCUACCCCCAUCUAGAAGCCAUGACCAUAGAAUUGUGUUGAAAGAAGGUACUUCACCUAUUAAUACCAGGCCUUAUAGGUACCAUGCAAUACAAAAAGAUGAGAUUGAGAAAUUGGUCAAUGAGAUGCUAGAUUCAGGAGUUAUCAGACCUAGUACAAGUCCAUAUUCAUCACCCAUAGUCAUGGUGAAGAAAAAGGAUGGUUCAUGGAGGGAUGUGUGUAGAUUAUAGAGAACUGAAUGCUCAUACUGUGAAGGACAAAUUUCCCAUUCCCAUGAUUGAGGAGUUGUUGGAUGAAGUUCAUGCUGCUAAAUACUUUUCUAAAUUGGAUUUGAGAUCAGGUUACCACCAAAUUAGGAUGUUUAAACCUGAACAUUCCUAAAACAGCAUUCAAGACACACCAAGGCCACUAUGAAUUCAUGGUCAUGCCUUUUGGACCGACUAAUGCCCUUACUACAUUUCUAAGUCUGAUGCAUCAGAUUUUUCUUGCUCAUCUCAGAAAGUUUAUUUUGGUUUUCUUUUAUGAUAUUUUAGUCUACAGCUCUAGCAGGUCUGAUCACAUUUCUCAUUUGAGGAUAACAUUCAGUAUUCUCAGGGCCAAUGUCUUAUAUGUGAAGCAAAGCAAAUGUGCUUUUGGGGUCAGACAAAUCGACUAUUUAGGCCAUAUCAUCUCUGAAGAAGGUCUAGCUAUGGAUAGUGGUAAGGCAGCGACCGUGGGUUUUUAGGCCUUGCAGGCUAUUACAAGAGAUUUAUCCAAGGAUUUGGACUUAUAGCAAGACCCUUGAAUGAUCUAUUGAAGAAGGGUAAAUUCAGCUGGAAUGCAACAGCUUCUGAUGCUUUUGACAAGUUGAAAAGAGCUAUCACUUCAGCACCUGUCUUGGCUUUACCAGACUUUUCCCAGGGGUUUAUUGUGGAAACAGAUGCCUCAGAAGGAGGCGUUGGUGCUGUAUUAGCUCAAGGUACCAGACCUAUAGCAUUCUUUAGUCAAGGAUUGUCUGAGAAGAAUAAAGCUUUGUCAAUAUAUGAAAGAGAGUUGUUAGCCUUGGUGUCAGCUGUACAAAAGUGGAGACCAUACCUUUUGUGUCGGCAUGAUUAUUUGGUAUUUAUCAAAAGGACAGAAUCUAUUAAAGGCAUAAUGGUACCAAUUGGCUCAGACCAACAUGUAUGCAAGUGGAGCAAAGCUUUCAGAAACAUGCCUUGUCUUAGGUUACUCAUUGUCAAAGGGCAGGAGGUCCGGCAUCAUGACGUUAUUUGUGACCCUAUUGAGUGUCUCCCCGGUAACUUGAAAUGGCUUGAGUGGUCAUACUACAGUUUUGAAUCUUUACCAGCAUAUUAUGAACCAGGAAACCUUGUUGGGCUCCACAUGACUUUUAGUUCUCUUGUUGAAAUUUUCAAGGAGCCAAAGGCAUUUGUUAAGUUGACAGUCCUCAAUUUAAGUUUUUCUAGAAAUUUAAUCCGAACGCCCAAUUUUUCGGAUAUUCCAAACCUGCAGAGGAUUAUUCUGAAAAGCUGCGUAUGCUUGGUAGAAGUUCAUCCAUCCAUUGGCCAUCUCAGAAAGGUUAUCUUUUUGAAUAUGGAAAACUGCGAAAGUCUCAAAUCUUUACCAAGCAGUAUUCAAAUGGAAUCUCUUGAAAGCUUCAAUCUCUCAGGUUGUGAGAAGUUAGAAAAUUUUCCAGAAAUUCAGGGAAAUAUGGAAUUGCUAUCAGAGCUCCUUUUGGCACAUACUGCAAUAUGGGAACUUCCCUCAUCAGUUGGACAGCUCAGUGGCAUCAGCUUGCUCGAUUUGCGUUCAUGUAAAAACCUUGUAAGACUCCCAGCCAGUGUCUCUGAGAUGAGAAAACUGAAAAUUUUGAGUGUGAAAGGCUGCUCAAGACUUGCAAACUUUCCUGAAAAUUUAGGUGAUCUAAACCAGAUGGAGGAGCUCUAUGCUGGUAACACUGCCAUUUGGCAACUACCAGAUUCUAUUGGAAACUUGAGCAAACUUAAAGUCCUAUCGUUAAGAAGUGGCCGGAAGGUAAAGCAUCAAACUGGUGACAGUUUGAUGUUACCCUCUUCUUGGGAGUUUCAUUGUUUGAAGGAAUUGAAAAGCUUAGAUCUCAGUGGAUGCAAUUUAUCUGAUAACCAUACUGCUGCUCUUAUGAAUUUGCCUUCUUUACUGGAACUGAAUCUGAGCAGAAACAAGUUUAUUUCAAUACCUGAUAUCAUCAGUCGACUUUCUCAGCUUCGAUAUCUCAACAUAACACAGUGUCAGGAACUUAAGAAACUUCCCAAACUUUCUCCAAGUAUAGAGGAAUUAUAUGCAGAAGAUUUUUUGGCCAAGCAAAGUAUUGCAAAGCUACAAAUGUACCAGAGGUUGAGUUUGGUGUCAUUCACCAAUUAUAGUUUUGAUCAACAAUCUUAUACAGAGGAGAGCAAUGGUAGCUCAGUUUUGGAUGAGAUUCUCGGUUUGUUUCUCUCAAGCAAUAUGGAUUAUGUGGUCCACCCCUCUCUCAACUCCGAUCACAGGGUGACUUGUUCUAUUGUCUUCCCUGAACGUGUGAUUCCCAGGUGGUUUAAGCAUCAGAGUGUUGAUGAAAAGAUCUUGUUCAAAUUUUCCAUUAAUUGGUAUAAUGACAAGUUCAAGGGCUUUGCAUUAUACUGUGUGACUCUCAUGGGAGCAGGUGUCUUCAGUCCUGAACCAGGACUAUCUGAGAAGUAUGACUAUGCUUUCAUCAAAGCCAAAUUGAUAUGCGAUGAUCAUUUAGAAGACCUUAAAGUUCUAGAGAAAGAAUGUAAAGUGGGCACAGCAUCUAGAACGUAUGCCUGGUAUGUUUGCUUUGUCUACAUACCAUUGUCUGCUUCACUGCAGGUGUCCGACACAGAUGUUGGAAAUAUUAAGUAUUAACCAGUACAGCCUAUUUGAGGCAUCUAUCCCUGGGCACAUUGUAAGACGGUGGGGAGUUCGUAUAAUCUAUGAGGAUGAAAGAACAGUUUUUGCAAAAAAUUACGUUAGUGGUGGUUUCACAUCACUUAAGUUGAAGGGAGGCUAAGGCCUCGUUUGUUUGUACUUAAUGGAGGUGUGAAUCUUAAUCAUUUAGAUUCAACCCAUUAAGUGUGCUUAAUUUUUAGAUCUGAAUCUCAGUCAUUCAAAUUCAAUACAUUAAGCCUAUUUGUUUCUUUUUUAAAAUAGAUAAUUACCUUUUUGA